AUGUCCACGUACGAGUCGCUUCGUGCGGCUGGUACCAGCGUUGUGUGCUUGUCCCCAUGGGGAGAUUCGUCGUUCAUCGUAUUACCCUGCAUACGAUUCCGAGAUCUAGCCGUCGAAACCGUUACCGCAGCAACCGGCGGCACUGCAGCCAUCGCUACUCCGAUUAUGGGGCCACUAUCCGAUGUCGUGACAGACUCGGUCGCCGAUAGUAUUCUCGUUGAGGUAGGGCUAAACGCAGGCUUCCAACUCGGCACCAAGGCCGCAGACGACCUGGUCUUCGGUGAGACCACCGAUAUGCUGAUUCCCGUUCACUCAACGCGACUCGAGACCACGAGCGUUAAGGAAUUGACGAUUACGCUUAAGUAUAAGCAUACGGUCGUUGACGCGAAUUUGGGGUUCUUUCGGAGUAGCGUGCAUGCUGAUACUUCACUUUUCGCAAGCGUUAAGGAUUACUUAGCGGUAGAGAAAGGAUGGUUUUCACCAUACCUGUUCGCGAGUGCCAGGAGACCUGUGAUACCGCGCGUCAUGAAGCCUGACGUUCUCUUCUGUCAUGGCCCUUUCUUACCCGGCGACUAUAGAGUGGGUCAGACACUGCUGGAGGAAUCUGUGUCGGCCAUAUCUUUCUCCGCGGCUCCCUCGUCGGAACCAGAAGCCGCUUCCCAGUCGCAGCCCAACUCAUUCGCAAGCAAACUGCACCUCUCGAAUCCGCUGAAACGCUCGCAUACGCCGCCUCCACCCGCGGAGCCCACUGAGCCCGCACCCGUACAAGAACAGCUGGCACCUGUUCCACGACGUUUGGUCAUCCUGAUAGUGGGUCUCAAGCCUCAUCGUAAACUGUGGACGACGAGCCAGCGUCCAGACGAGAGCGUCAUCCGAUAUCAACUACUGAAUGGAUGCCCAGCGGUCGUCGUGCCCGCUCGGCUUGGUGCACCGCUCGUGUCUUGGGACACCAUGACGCUCGAACACUUGUGGCAAGUUCCCCUACCCUCCGACGAGGAUGCUAAAUCGCUUGGGGACGCCGGUGGCGAGUUCAAAGGAGUCGUGAACGUGCUCUUCGAGUAUCUGGAUCUGUGCGUGGACUGGGGCAGGGUCGUGCUUCCGAAAGGCCGGUCUGGCUAUGCUAAGGAUGCAGUGAGGGACGCUCUGUCGCUGGUCGUCGCUGCAGGUAUUAGGAGUGGCGAGAGCAAGGAGGUGAGGAAGCAGGUGGACAAGGCGAGAAGUGGCGUCGCAAUCUGGCGCAUCCCAUGA
Molecule: messenger RNA, 1248 nt
Organism: Gloeophyllum trabeum ATCC 11539
Lineage: Eukaryota; Fungi; Basidiomycota; Agaricomycetes; Gloeophyllales; Gloeophyllaceae
Exons: 5
Coding region: 1-1248 (415 amino acids)
Source: RefSeq, a predicted model, not a curated record